AUGGGGUGUGAAGUGGGUACUGACUCAUCGUACCAUUGCAGCGUCAGGCAGUCUAGAUGUACUGGCUGGGUAUCAGUACUUGCAAGGGAGUUGGAGGCGGCACUGGUGGUUUUGGAAGCGGAAAAGGCGUUGGCAGAGCUGGCGGUGGCGAAGGUGCCGGUGGUAGUAGAGAAGGGGUUGGCAGUGGCUCUGGAACGCAAAGAAGGUGGUGUAGGAUUUUGGAGGGAUGAAAGGGUGGUUGAGUCGGAAUUGAACCCGGAAAAGGCAAUGGUGCUGGAGUGGGAUUUUUUUUGGGGUGGAAGAGAUGCAGGUAGGAGUGUUGGCAGCGGCCUAGGAGGUGGCAAAGUGAUGGGGAAGGCAAUGGCGUUGGGGGAAGGUGGUGAUGUAAGUGGAGGCUAUGGAGGUGGAGGAGGAGGAGGUGCCGGUGGCGAUGCUAGCGGCGGCGGCGGCGGAGGUGUGCCUCAAAGUUGCUUCGCCAAUAACGUUUCGGCAAAUUUCGUUUUCGGAGAUUCCUUGGUUGAUGCUGGAAACAACAACUACAUCCCUUCACUUUCAAAGGCCAACUACAUCCCCAAUGGGAUCGACUUUGGCGGCCCGACAGGACGGUUCACAAACGGAAGAACAAUCAUUGACAUCAUAGGCGAAGAGUUGGGUUUCAAGGAUUAUACUCCUCCAUACCUGGCUCCGACAACGGUUUGGCCCGUCAUCUUGCAGGGGGUCAACUACGCUUCCGGUGCAGGCGGAAUCCUUAACUACACUGGACAUUUAUUUGGCGGUCGGAUAAACUUGGAUGCACAGUUAGAUAAUUUUGAAAAUACGAGGCAAGACAUAAUCUCGGGCAUCGGCAUUUCUGCAGCCACGGAGCUGUUUAAGACAGCCCUCUUCUCGGUCACCAUCGGAUCGAAUGAUCUCAUCAAUAACUACUUGACGCCGGUGGUCUCCGUGGCUAAGCAGAAAUUGAUAUCUCCAGAAGUUUUCGUAAACGCAAUGAUCUCCAGAUAUAGACAGCAACUUGUGAGACUUUAUGACCUGGGUGCAAGGAGAAUCGUCGUAGCAAAUGUAGGACCGAUAGGUUGCAUACCGUACGAAAGGGACACCAAUGGAGCUACCACAGAUCGUUGCAUCGACUUCCCGAACCAGAUGGCUCAGUUAUUUAAUACCCAAUUGAGAAGCCUUGUUGUAGACCUUGGCUCAAGUCUGCAAGGAUCAAAAUUCGUCUAUGCCGACGUGUAUCGCAUCGUACAAGACAUUAUCGACAAUUACGUUUCAUACGGUUUUGAAAACCCAAAUUCGUCAUGCUGCUACGCUGCAGGUCGGUUUGGGGGUCUGAUACCUUGCGGUCCGCCUUCUAGUGUUUGCCCGGACAGGUCGAAGUAUGUCUUCUGGGAUCCAUACCAUCCUUCGGAUGCUACGAACGUCAUAAUUGCGAAGCGUCUUAUUGAUGGUGGAGUUCAAGAUAUCACACCGAUGAAUAUCCGGCAACUCGUUGAAACCUGAUCAAAUAA
Molecule: messenger RNA, 1505 nt
Organism: Eucalyptus grandis
Lineage: Eukaryota; Viridiplantae; Streptophyta; Magnoliopsida; Myrtales; Myrtaceae
Product: GDSL esterase/lipase At4g16230
Exons: 8
Coding region: 1-1497 (498 amino acids)
Molecular function (GO): hydrolase activity, acting on ester bonds
Source: RefSeq, a predicted model, not a curated record